UGAAAAGAAUCUGGCCCAAUUUUUGACACAAGAGCAGUAUACACUUGACAUUAAUAAAAGUAUUGCUUCUGAGAUCAUUCAAAAAUAUGAGCCUAUUGAAGAAGUUAAACAAGCACACCAGAUGUCAUUUGAAGGUUUUACAAGAUACAUGGAUUCGUCUGAAUGUCUACUAUUUAAUAAUAAGUAUGAAAGUGUUUAUCAAGAUAUGACUCAUCCACUGAGUGAUUAUUUUAUUUCAAGUUCACAUAAUACGUACUUGAUAUCUGACCAAUUAGUGGGACCAAGUGACCUUUGGGGAUAUGUAAGUGCCCUUGUGAAAGGAUGCCGUUGCCUGGAAAUUGACUGCUGGGAUGGAUCACAAAAUGAACCUGUUGUAUACCAUGGUUAUACAUUCACCAGCAAGCUUCUGUUUAAAACUGUUAUCCGAGCGAUACACAAAUACGCAUUCAUAACAUCUGACUACCCAGUGGUGCUCUCUUUAGAAAAUCACUGCUCCCCUUCCCAACAAGAAGUGAUGGCAGACAAUUUGCAGUCUACUUUUGGCGACGCCUUGCUUUCUGAUACUCUUGAUGAUUUUCCAGACAAAUUACCUUCACCAGAGGCAUUAAAAUUCAAAAUAUUAGUUAGAAACAAGAAAAUAGGAACUUUAAGGGAAACCCGUGAAAGGAGAGGUUCUGAUAAGCAUGGUCAGGUAGAGGAAUGUGAAGAAGAAGAGGAGGCAGAGCAAGAGGAGGAGGAAUAUGAGGCCAAAGGACCAGAACCAUCGGAUGCUUUUCAAGAUGAUUUGGAAAAGGAGGCAGAGUCAAAAGGGGCAGUCAGAAUUCCACUCUUCAAGAAAAAGUUAAAAAUAGCUACGGCCCUAUCUGAUCUUGUUAUUUAUACUAAAAUUGAGAAGUUCAGAAGUUUUCACCAUUCAAGACUGUAUCAACAAUUUAAUGAAAGUAACUCUAUUGGGGAGUCACAAGCCCGAAAACUUUCAAAGUUGAGAGCCAAUGAAUUUAUUCUUCACACCACAAAGUUCAUUACCAGAAUAUAUCCCAAAGCAACAAGAGCAGACUCUUCUAAUUUUAAUCCUCAAGAAUUUUGGAAUGUAGGUUGUCAAAUGGUGGCCUUAAAUUUCCAGACCCCUGGUCUGCCUAUGGAUCUUCAAAAUGGGAAAUUUUUGGAUAAUGGUGGUUCUGGAUAUAUUUUGAAACCACACUUCCUAAGAGAUAGUAAAACAAAGUUUAAUCCAAAUAAAGCACUAAUGGACAGUAAUCCAAUCAUACUUAUGAUAAGGCUCAUCAGUGGGAUCCAGUUGCCUCCCAGUUAUCAUUCAUCAUCUAACAAAGCUGACACAUUAGUGAUUAUAGAAAUUUUGGGAGUUCCAAAUGAUCAAAUGAAACAGCAGAGUCGUGUAAUUAAAAAAAAUGCUUUUAGUCCAAGAUGGAAUGAAACAUUCACAUUUAUUAUUCAGGUGCCAGAAUUGGCAUUGAUACGUUUUGUUGUUGAAAAUCAAGGUUUAAUAGCUGGAAAUGAAUUUCUUGGGCAAUAUACUCUACCAGUUCUAUGCAUGAACAAAGGUUACCGUCGUGUUCCUCUGUUUUCCAAAAUGGAGCCUCAAAUAGAAAACAUGCAGAGUGCAAUCUAGACUUACCCUGACUUUUGUUUGGGGGAUGGUGACCACGGGAGGCCACUGAUGCUGAUUGCUGAGACAUAAAGUUGCCCUAUUUUUGGAAAGAAGAGUGGAGAAACUCCCUGUAGCUGUAUAAAGGAGGUGCAUGGAAGAAGUCUCUCGAGUAGCCACAAACCAGAUGCUUCUCGGCCCUUACACCCUGCUUCCUACAGAACCCCCCACUGGCUCUCCUUAAAUCCAGGCCCCCGACCCCCAACGACGUCCCCACUCAUGCAGGAAGUAGCCAGAGACAAAACGUCGCCCCAAUCCAUCAAAGAAGUCGGGAUGUAAGGUCCGUUGGCCCGGGUGAAAGGAGGCCCGGGGGGUAAGAGAAAACAUCGACCAGUAUGAGGUAGGAGAGGCAUUGGGACAUAACGACCUCACCUGUUCUGGGAAUCAACAAGAGACUCUAACUUCCUGCCCAGAAAACAACGGGGCUGACGGGAAGGGAAAAUGGGCUUACGCCCCACAACAGACCAACCAACACCUGGCCCUGCUGUAUCCUCACCAAAUAAGGAAUUACCCUGUAUAGCAAACCACCCCCUCCCCUUGCAAGCCGCCUUCUGCUUUUACCCCAAUAAAAAUUCCCCUCAUCCAGUACUGGACGCGACUUCUCUGGCCCCUUUCUC
Messenger RNA from Delphinapterus leucas (beluga whale), 2283 nucleotides. RefSeq names its product phospholipase C zeta 1 (gene PLCZ1). Gene Ontology annotation, biological process: positive regulation of cytosolic calcium ion concentration involved in egg activation; intracellular signal transduction; lipid metabolic process. Gene Ontology annotation, cellular component: nucleus. The record is from RefSeq and is a predicted model, not a curated record. NCBI's taxonomy places the organism in Eukaryota, Metazoa, Chordata, Mammalia, Artiodactyla, Monodontidae. Gene Ontology annotation, molecular function: phosphatidylinositol-4,5-bisphosphate phospholipase C activity; calcium ion binding.